GUAGAAGUGGUAAUGGAGGACAGUGAUCUGUUCACAGGGGGUUUAGUUAGCAAGCUGUAUUCUGUCUCUAAUGUUCACAACUGCUGUUUCUGUUGAUUACGAGGUGUUUACAACUCAGAGGAGCACCGUGUGACUCAGCCGAGAGGAGGUGGAGCUGCCAUUGAGUUUUGGGAUGGCGUCAGAGGCGGGUUCCCAAAACCAUGGUUCCAAGGGGAUCAUGACGUUUUACCCCACUGCUGAGGAAUUCAAGAACUUCACCCGCUACAUUGCAUAUAUUGAGUCCCAGGGAGCACAUAAAGCGGGCCUGGCUAAAAUUGUCCCACCAAAGGAAUGGAAGCCCAGAGCCUCUUAUGACGACAUAGAUGAUUUGGUGAUCCCUGCGCCCAUUCAGCAGCUGGUGACAGGCCAGUCGGGCCUUUUCACACAGUACAACAUUCAGAAGAAGUCCAUGACUGUGAGAGAGUUUCGCAGGCUUGCCAACAGUGACAGGUACUGUAGUCCACAUUAUGAUGACUUCGAAGACCUGGAGAGGAGGUACUGGAAGAAUGUGACAUUUAACCCUCCCAUAUAUGGAGCAGAUGUUAAUGGAUCUCUGUACGACCCCGAAGUCAAAGAGUGGAACAUUUGCCACCUGGACACCAUUUUGGAUACAGUUGAAUGUGACAGCGGCAUCACUAUUGAGGGAGUUAAUACACCCUACUUGUAUUUUGGCAUGUGGAAGACCACCUUUGCAUGGCACACUGAGGACAUGGACCUCUACAGCAUCAACUACUUGCACUUUGGAGAGCCCAAAUCAUGGUACUGUGUACCUCCAGAGCACGGGAAGAGACUGGAGCGUUUGGCUACAGGGUUCUUUCCUGGUAGUUCCCAAAAUUGUGAGGCCUUUUUGAGGCACAAGAUGACUCUCAUCUCUCCCUCUAUACUGAAGAAGUAUGGCAUUCCCUUUGAAAAGAUUACUCAGGAGGCUGGUGAGUUCAUGGUGACUUUCCCUUAUGCCUAUCAUGCCGGUUUCAACCACGGUUUCAACUGUGCAGAAUCCACCAACUUUGCCACAGAGAGAUGGAUCGAGUAUGGCAAGCAAGCAGUUUUGUGCUCGUGCCGUAAAGACAUGGUGAAGAUUUCUAUGGAUGUAUUUGUGAGGAAAUUCCAGCCGGAUCGCUACGAGCAGUGGCUGGCAGGGCGAGACGUGGUACCCAUCGACCACACGCGGCCUACUCCGGAGGCGAAGGAGUUCCUGGGGGAGUCCUUUAAUGACAUCACCAGCAACAGUAACUCCAUGGAGAGCUGUGGGGAGGAUGGAGAGCGGAAGAGCACCACACAGAGGAUAGAGACCAAGAGACACAGAGUGUGUCUGGAGGUGCCUGAGGAGGUUGUUCCUCAGGACGAAGAUGAAGAUGAUGUGGAGCAGUAUGAGAAGCGUCCAAGGCUAAGCCUCAUACCUCCACGCACAACGUCACAAGAUGGCAAGAGAACUAAAGGUCCACCAAAGUUGGUUGUCACCCCAACCAAGCUCACUUUAUUGGAUCCAUUUCACAGGGGCUUAACCCAAAGUAACAGUGAUGUAUGCCGCCCCCCACAUUACACCAAGACUCGCGCACCUGCAAUCACACCUCAGUCCCAGCACAGAAACGGACAUCUGUCACUUUCAACGUCGCCUACGUGGACGGGAACCACUGCUCAGCCUACCCGCAAAAUGGGGGUCGCCAGCCUGCUGUUCCACAGGACUCUGAGUCCAAAAGACACUCUUCAAGUGCACAGCUACACGCUAGAGAAGCAGCAACAGCCUCACACACAGCUGCAGGUGCACAGCUACGCCAGAGAACAUCAACCCCGUCAUCUCCAGCACAAAACCAGUACGCCAUCACACACACAGGUUCAGUCCUUGCCUCAGGCACCGAGCUGUGAAAGGAAGGAGCCACAGCCAGAAACCACAAUUAUUCUUACCAAAGCAGCAGUGAAUGAAUCAGAAGCACAUAGUCUUGUGGAGCCCGACCAAAAGGAGGACAAACCUGAAAUAGCAACGCCUGUUGUGACUGCGAUUGAAGUGGAGAAGCCUGAAGUUGAACCCACCAGCACGUCUACUUCCUCUGAGACUCAACCACAAGUCACAGAGAUGAGCCCAACAGAGAUGGAGGCCCCCAAGAACAGCAAGAGAAAGAGUAAACAAUGCCCACUUGUGGAUAGUGCCAUUGUCAUCCAGAAUGACACCCUUCCUGUCAGGAAACCAGACCAUGAUGAUGAGAAGAAGGUGGUCGCUCAGAGUUAUCACCAUCAGGUGGCAGAAGAGCAGUCAUACUGCAAGUCGGUUGUGAAGAAGCAGCAGCAGCAGGCACAGCUCUGUAAUCUGCCGCGUCAUCACCCUCUGAUCAGAGAGGUGCACAGUGAUGAUGACAUGUACAUAGAUACGGAGUUUGAGCAAGAGGAGAAAGAGGAGUGGGCAAAGCCGCUAACGCAGCUGUGGCAGUGUCGGCCUUAUAGCCCUCAGGCUGAGAGAGAGUACAACAAGAAAAUGGGCCAGCAGGCGCCCUUCUGCUCCAUCUGCCUGCUCUUCCACACUCACCAUCAGUCUGAGGCCAAUUCUGGGAACUCCAGCGUGAUGUUGGUGAACCGUCCAGGGGGCCGACAGUGGUCCAAGCCACUUAUCCCAGAAAUGUGCUUCAACACCCAAUCUAACAAGACAAACGAUAGUGGAGAGGGACAGCUGUCCAACCCUCACGUAGCAGAGGAUGGGACCAGCCGGCUGGUCAGCUGUACUCAGUGCUGCGUCCGCGUACAUACAAGUUGCUAUGGUGUGUCCGGGGAUGAAGCAGAGCUGGAUGACUGGCUGUGUGCCCGCUGUGAAGCUGAUGCCAUCACUGAGGACUGCUGUCUGUGUUCCUUGAGAGGCGGCGCUCUGCAGAGAGCCAACAAUGACAAGUGGGUUCAUGUGCUGUGUGCCAUCACUGUGCUGGAAGCUCGCUUUGUCAACGUCACUGAGCGAGGCCCCAUUGACCUCUCUGCAAUCCCACUGCCCCGGUUCAAACUGAAGUGUGCAUACUGCAGGAAACGGAUGAAGCGGGAGGUAAAGGGCUGCUGUGUUCAGUGCUCCCACGGGCGCUGCUCCACGGCGUUUCAUCCCACCUGCGCUCAGGCAGCUGGCAUCCUGAUGCACCCAGACGACUGGCCGUUCAUAGUCUUCAUCACCUGCCACAGACACAAAGCGCCCAUCAUGCCUGAGCGCAACAAGGCCUCCAUGCGCGAGCUGACAGUCGGGCAGAAGGUAAUCUGUAAAUCCAGAAACUGCCGUUACUACCACAGCGAGGUGGUGGAGCUGACCACAGCCACCUUCUACGAGGUGGUGUUCGACGAUGGGUCGUACAGCGACAACCUCUUCCCUGAGGACAUUGAGAACCGUGAUUGUGUCCGACUCGGUCCACCCGCCGUAGGUGACGCUGUUCAAGUGCGAUGGACAGAUGGGUUGAUAUAUGGAGCCAAGUUUAUGGCGUCACACUCCAUCCCUAUGUACCUGGUGGAGUUUGAGGACGGAUCCCAAAUCUCCGUCAAGCGGGAAGACAUCUACACUCUGGAUGAGGAUCUGCCCAAACGAGUCAAGUCACGACUGUCGGUGGCGUCAGACAUGCGUUUCGAGCUCUUCUCAGAGGAGGAGGUCCAACAGAACUCCAAAAGGCAACGGGUGAUCAACUCUCGAUACAGAGAGGACUACAUCGAGCCCGUCAUUUACCGAACCAUCAUGGAGUGACGUCCACUUCAGCUUUCUCUCUCUUCUUCCUGCUUUCCCACCUCCUCCUCAUCAACUCAUCACAGAGAGCUGCAGCUCCAGAUCUUUGUUUCUCGGUCUGGCUUCUCUGUUUCUGGCUACUGCUGAUAGGAACGACCAACCCUCCUCCUCCUCCUCCUCCUCAUCAUCACCUUCUUCUUCCACGGCCUGUCGGGCUACAUAUUUAUAAACUACGGCUGGGACUUUAAAUGACUUUUGUGUGCAUUGAAUAAUAUUCUUUGACCUGCGUCUCCCAUCACACUCGGUAGAUUGUGUUCUCUUCCUCCAUUUCAUUAUCUUUUCUCUUCUUUUUCUCAGGAAGAAGCCAUCAAUGAAUUAUUAAAUAUGGAAAAGGUUGGGCUAUCUAACUGGGGCAGGAUUUAUUUUUUAUUUCUCUACCGCCACAUUUAGCAGCUGUCAAGGAAACAUUACACAUUAUACGAUGGACUGUUUUUCUACUCCGGUGACAUCUCUUCUAUAAAAGACCUUUUGCUCUUGAUUUGCAGAUUUAUGUUAUUUUCAUAACUGUUUAUCAUCAUAUUUUGCAGUGAAGAAAACUUGUGCUUGGGAAGAGGUUUUAAAGGAAGCAUUAUCAGCUUUUUUGAAGUUUAACAAAGGCCAAACUUUGAGCCAGUCAUCAGUUAGAACUGGGUUAAAACCCCAAAGAAAUGAAAUAAUAUCUCAAGGUCACCUUUUAUCACAUCUUUAGAUUUUACUCCGUGCACCGCAUUACAUGGAUCAUCAUGACUUCCUGUCAUAGCUUUGUCAACGUGCGUCUACUGUGAAGAUAGAAGAAAAACUAGACAUGUUUGAAAGGCCCGAGCCUUACAUUUCAAAGGGCCAAGCGUACUUUAGUUUUUCUAAAGCUUAUGGUUUAUUAAACUAUUGUAAUUAAUGUUAUUAUUACACUUUAUUUAUGCGAGUGCAUUGAGUUUGAGAACAAAGCUAUUUUUGUCAUGUCCUUUUCACAAUCUGUAGAAAACCUAAGAUGUAUUUAUAUUUAUUAUAUUGAUAGGUUUUCAAGACAUCCUGUUUAAAUUUUGAGACUCGCUCGUCCUGUUUGAGGAUCGGAGGGUGUGAGCGCCGGUCUGGCCCUCGAAGCAAAAAGCACUUAUUUUUUACCUCCUGCCACAGGACAUGUACCAUUUUGUCGACACAUGGUCUCCACUCAGAUUAGAUUUUUUUGUGUGUUUCUGAUAAAAGCUAGCUCUAGAGGUGAACAUUGUAACCAGGUUCUAGUUUGAUCCCAAAUAAAUAGCAGUAAGAGGAUGAUUUUCCAGAUUUGGGCAAGUUUUCUUUCAUGUUUGUAUGUCCUUAAAUCGUCUUUUGUGUGGAGAGACGUUGCUGUGUUCUCAGGAGGACGUGGUGUGCAGAUACAUUUUUAGCUGUACUCAUUUCAUGGCUACUGUUGACUUAUUAGGUUUAAUUUCUGUCCAAUUCAGCAUCAAAUCUGUACGUUCUUUGUAAACAUCAACUGUUUUGAGUAAAGUUUUGAGCAAAAAAAAAA
Messenger RNA from Epinephelus moara (kelp grouper), 5264 nucleotides. RefSeq names its product lysine (K)-specific demethylase 4A, genome duplicate b (gene kdm4ab). Bases 173 to 3739 code for a protein of 1188 amino acids. Gene Ontology annotation, biological process: chromatin remodeling. Gene Ontology annotation, molecular function: histone H3K36 demethylase activity; histone H3K9 demethylase activity. Lineage: Eukaryota; Metazoa; Chordata; Actinopteri; Perciformes; Serranidae. The record is from RefSeq and is a predicted model, not a curated record. Gene Ontology annotation, cellular component: nucleus. The transcript has 23 exons.